UGCCUUCUUUACAGUGCAGCUUUCUUUUUUCAUCUUUCUAACUUUGACUGAAGGUAGAAGCCAAACCACUCUGCUACAAGCUUUCGGCGCUCUUUCUUCCUUCUCUCUUUCUCUCCUUCCAGAUUUAGCUACGCUACCUAACCCCAUUCAACUCUUUUUUUUUUUUUUUUAAAUCUUUGUGCCCAUAUAAACACACAAACAAUAGAGUUUAAGACCCUUUUUUAGCAAUUUUAUAUUUUUAUCUAUCCACAUUCCACACCGAGCUUGAAGAACCCCAAAGCAAUCGCUCUUUCUUUUGGCUCUCUGUAUUCUGUCUAUUCACCCAAAUCUAGCGACACCCUUUUGCUCCAUUAAGCUCAGAAGGUUCUUCUUCUUUAUCAGGAACAUCUUUGUAAUCUCAGUUGGGUUUCUGCUCGGAUCCACUUGAAUACAUUAUGGGCGAAUAUCAUAGAAGAAAGUACCGGUUGGUAGUUAUCGUAUGAUACUUGUGGACAUUGACUUGUGCAUCUUCUAUGCUGUCUAUUGUUAUAGAAAAUAUGGGCUUACUUUGCAGCCGGAACCGCCAUUCCAAUGAAGCAGAUGCCAAGGAGAAUGCACAGGCUGAAGAAAUUGAAAGGCGAAUUGAACAAGAAACAAGGGCAGAAAAGCACAUUCAAAAGCUGCUACUCCUUGGUGUGUGGAAAUAAGAUUUUUUUUUUUUUAAAAAAAAAAAAUUUAUUUUUGUUACCUUGAUUGACUGCAUAUCUUAAGUUGUGUGGUUUGCUAGUAUGUGAAAGUUCCAAACUCACAUUUGAUUGAUUAAGGCAGCUCAUAAAGUGCUAGCAUUUUUGGUUUCUUUUGCUUGCCUUGCAUCUUCACAAUUUUAUUUUUAUUUUCAUCUUCUCAUAUCUGUGGUGGUACUCUUGUCAAUUUUGUUUUCUCCCUUUUGAGGUGGCACCACAUCUGAUAUGGAUACCCUUAUUGUUGUUAAGGUGCUGGCGAGUCUGGAAAGUCGACAAUUUUUAAGCAGAUAAAGCUUCUAUUUCAAACUGGCUUUGAUGAGGCAGAGCUAAAGAGCUAUAUCUCAGUCAUCCAUGCCAAUGUCUAUCAGACUAUAAAAGUACUAUUUGAUGGGUUGAAGGAAUUUUCUCAAAAUGAAACAGAUUCUUCAAAAUAUGUUCUUUCCGGUGAAAAUAAGGAAAUUGGAGAGAAACUGUCAGAAAUUGGAGGCAAGUUGGAGUAUCCCCGUCUCACUAAAGAACUUGCACAGGAGAUAGAAACUUUGUGGAAAGAUCCUGCCAUUCAGGAAACUUAUGCCCGUGGUAAUGAACUUCAAGUCCCAGAUUCUGCCCAUUAUUUCAUGGAAAAUUUGCAAAGAUUUUCAGAUGCAAAUUAUAUUCCAACGAAGGUACCAGGAAUCUGUUUUAGGGUUAUUCAAAAAAAAUAAGUACUGGGGUUAUUACUGAAAUUGUGUCAACAUCCCCAGCUCCCCACUUCCGUUUUGAGAUUAUUUAACAUCUUACAUCAGAUUGCCAUUUAACCUCUCAGUGAACUUACUCUCAAAUUUCAAGAAAUGUGUUUCGGAAAUCAAUUCUGUCAACCAGUUUCUUUGUCCUCUUUCGUACUGCAGGAUGAUGUUCUUUUUGCGAGAGUCCGUACAACUGGCGUUGUAGAAAUCCAGUUCAGCCCUGUUGGAGAGAAUAAGAAAAGUGGUGAAGUAUACAGACUCUUUGAUGUUGGAGGCCAGAGAAAUGAGAGAAGGAAAUGGAUCCAUCUUUUUGAAGGUGUUACAGCUGUAAUUUUUUGUGCUGCCAUUAGCGAGUAAGAUGAUCAUUGCCUUGUAAUUAGUUACAGCAUUAUCAUUCCAAAGAAUUUGGAAGUUGAUAUUGGUUUUCAGUAUCAUUACAAGUUUUCCCCUUUGGUGCUCAUUAGACUUCCUCUAGGAGGAAGAGUCUAAGAUUCAACUCCCCUCCCCACAACUAGAACUCUUACCUGGUGAUUUUGAUUUUUCAGUUACGAUCAAACUCUCUUUGAGGAUGAACAAAAGAAUCGGAUGAUGGAGACAAAGGAACUCUUCGAUUGGGUCUUAAAGCAACCAUGUUUUGAGAAAACUUCCUUCAUGCUGUUCCUAAACAAGUUUGAUAUAUUUGAAAAGAAGGUUCUUAAAGUACCGCUGAAUGUAUGCGAGUGGUUCAAAGAUUAUCAGCCAGUUUCAACAGGAAAACAAGAGGUCGAACAUGCAUAUGAGUUUGUGAAGAAGAAAUUUGAAGAGCUUUACUUUGAGAGUAACACCCCUGACCGUGGCCGGAUAUUCAAGAUCUACAGGACAACUGCCCUAGACCAGAAACUUGUGAAGAAAACUUUCAAGCUUGUAGACGAGACCUUAAGGUUAAGACGACGAAAUCAAUACGAAGCUGGCUUAUUGUGACCACAGCAAAACCUUCAUGUUCAUAAAACGAAUAAUGUAUUUGGAUUUUGGACAUUUACAGUCAGUAGGAACACUAAACACCCGAUCUGAUCACUUCUGGCACAUCACAUUUUCUUCACAGGGCCGAAGUUUUGGUUUUCCAUUUGUUGAUCAAUUAUCACACGGUUAAAAAAUCCAUUUUUUUGCACCCCCAUGAAUCUAGUGACUCUUGGUUUCUCCAGACAGUAGAAUCUUUCUCAUCUGAGAACAUGUUUUCUUGAUUGUUUUGGUUCAUUCUGAUUCUAUCAAACAAAC
Molecule: messenger RNA, 2701 nt
Organism: Rubroshorea leprosula
Lineage: Eukaryota; Viridiplantae; Streptophyta; Magnoliopsida; Malvales; Dipterocarpaceae
Source: the annotation of a GenBank genome assembly